AAAGAACACGGCCGAAACGAUGGCGUCACUCCUGCAGCUGGAUACGGUCAAGACUCGCAUGGCCGUGACCGCCACAGCCGUUCAAGAGGCGCAGAACCUAUCCAACCUGGCCACUCAAAUCGAUGCAGCGCUCGAGUCGACAGAUGUGCAGGAAGUUGCCAGCGCCCUUCUCAGCCUUCAACGCAGUGUUUUGGUGCUGGGCAGUGACUCCGACUUGGGCGAUCACGAGCUUCAACAACAACAGCUUCAAGCCCUAACGGCCCGCCUCCGUUCUCUCGCCCGACCCCGCCUGCUUGAAGCCAUCCAACGCCGUGACGUUGCGGCGGCGGCUGCCACCGUCACGCUCUUUCAGGACAUGGCUUUGCAGGAUGAUGCCGAGUCGGCUUUUCAGAAAGCCAUCGAGGAUGGCGUGCAAACCCAAUGGACAACCCUGCGCACCGCCGAGGGUCCUGGUGGUGCGAUCCAGGCCAUGAUCGAUGAGCUGUGUGCCAACUUUCACAACGACGUCGAGUUUGUGCGAACAGUCUUCCGCACUGAGCGCCCCGAAGAACGCGUCUCCAUGGCCUACUCCGAGGCUCUGGCCCAACUUCAGCCGAGCAUGAAGGCCACGUUCAGCGAGCUCGUCGACAGCGCCCCUGGCCCGUUCCGGCUCGCCGAGGUGGCGCGUGUGCGUCAGCACGCUCGGCGCCAAUUGGAGCAUCGCGCCGUGUCCUGGCCAUCGUUGCGUCCUGUUUUGCAAACCAUUGGCACCUACCAGGACGGGUUUAGCUCCUACAUGCAGGCAGACCUGGCCAAGUUGCUGCUGGCGUCCAAUGCCACCGGUACUGAUGACGAACAAGCCGCAGAUGCAGAUGCGGAUGCCGGCGAGGCAACCGAUCUAGUAGAGGAGCCCGAAUCAAAGGCUGCAGAUCUAAAUGAACGCCUGCGCGCGCGCUGUGGUGACUUUAUCGCGCGGUGGGAGCGUUUUGUCCCACUUGCGCUGACAGUCAUGCAACAGCUCGACGAGCGCACUUGCUUGCCAGCGCUGCUCCAAGCCAUCGCUGCAGUGUUGGAUACUUGGAGUCAGGAAACGAGUGUCAUGCUCGAUAAAGCCAACGUGCUGCCCGAGCUACCAGCCACCUCGGGCAAGAGCGUGGUGCGCAGCGAGGACUUUCACUACGCGUUUAGUCUCGUCCAGCAUCUCGGUGAUUGCGUGGCUGCCGUGCAAGGACUCGAGCCCAAACUCUCGACCGUAGCCGCCAGCGCCGUGUCUGCGGCCGAACAGACAGCUGCCAAAGCGGCUGCGGCCGGUACAAUGGAACACAAACACCAGGCUCCCGACACGCUGCUGGGCAAAACCCGCGAGGUGCAGCGCCAGAUGGAUGUGCUCAAGAACAAACUUUACAAGAAUGAGCCCAUUCUCGGGGAGGCAGUCGCGCGAAUGACGCCGCUGUCCAACCGCAUGCACCGAUUUGCACUUGAUUAUGCCGUUGCGCCGCUGCAGAGCGACUUGAAGGCCUACGCUACCCAGGGCAAUUGGACUACGAUCCGACUCGAUGAUCCAAAGCAAGCCGCUCUUCCCACGCCCCGCAUUAGCCAGAUUGGCGAGAUCAUCCUGCAAAUGCCGCAGCUCAUGGAGCCCCACUUUGAGAUGCCGGGCGUGAAGGCUCUGAUGGACUGCUGUACGCUGGAUAUCUUCCACGUGGAAGGGGCGACUGAGGUUGAUGAUCGUUGGGUGGACGCACUGGCGCGCCGCAUUUGUAACGUGGUAGUGGAGGCUUCAUUUCUUCUCCCCAACGGCGUGCCGGCUGAUGGGCGCAAGCAGCUGGCUGCAGACUUUGACUAUGUUUGCAACGUGUUGACCGCCUUUGACGCCACUCCGGCCCCAGCACUCAUCUACUUGGUGCAGCUCUUGGGGCAAGACAAGGUGGAGGAGAGUGCCCAGAGCCGUGCCAGCGAGGUUCCCGAUGGCAAAGCUAUUCUCCAGCUGAUUCAUCGCCUCCGCAAAAACUAG
This is a messenger RNA of Monosiga brevicollis MX1, 1993 nucleotides long. RefSeq lists its product as uncharacterized. Gene Ontology annotation, biological process: intracellular protein transport; retrograde vesicle-mediated transport, Golgi to endoplasmic reticulum; Golgi organization. NCBI's taxonomy places the organism in Eukaryota, Choanoflagellata, Craspedida, Salpingoecidae. Gene Ontology annotation, cellular component: COG complex. The record is from RefSeq and is a predicted model, not a curated record. Bases 20 to 1993 code for a protein of 657 amino acids. The transcript is spliced from 15 exons.